Molecule: messenger RNA, 1162 nt
Organism: Penaeus vannamei (Pacific white shrimp)
Lineage: Eukaryota; Metazoa; Arthropoda; Malacostraca; Decapoda; Penaeidae
Source: RefSeq, a predicted model, not a curated record
CGCUUCACCCCAAAAGGGAAAAAAAAGGAAAUAUAACACCUUCUUCUCUUCCCUUCUCUCUCUCCCCCCGCACCGCCCUCAUUUCAGUGUCUUCAUGGAACCGAACCGCGUGAUGAUCCGCACUUGCAACGGCAAUGAGAUGCGGGAGAAUUUCUACCGGCCAUCCUUCGAAGACCCGCUCUACAAGCACACCGAGGCGCCCAACCUGCCCUACGACACUCCUCUGCCCAGGGACGAUUUCUCGCCGAUGACCGACGGGCCCUACUCCACCACCUGUCGCAUCCACGGCUCCACCAACAUCCACGACGACGGCUACGCCCUCGAGAACUCCGACAAGAGUCCCACCUUUCGACCCUUCCAGCACAACCUCCCCCACUGCUCGCCCGAGGUCCACCGCACGUGCUGGUGCGUCAACUUCAUCGCCGAGCACACAAGACUCAAGGAGGAUUCGACGAAGGUGAAGGAGGACUGGAAGUACGUGGCCAUGGUGCUGGACCGGCUGUUCCUGUGGAUCUUCACCCUGGCAGUGCUGGUGGGCACGGCCGGCAUCAUCCUGCAGGCGCCUUCGCUCUACGACGACCGCGUCCCCCUGGACAAGAAGCUCAGCGAGGUGGUCCGAUCUCAUCCUUCCAAUAACUAAUCACGCGCCGCGGUUAAGGAGCGCUUCUCGGGAUUGUUUUGUUUUUGCCUGGAGCGAGGUGCCAAUGAGGAUUUUUCAUCAAGGUUGUCAUAGUGUUAUUAAAAUCAUUAUUAUUAUCUUUUUCUUCCAAAGAUUUUUUUUUCUUUUGGUAUUCAAAUGCGUUACUGUGCGAAAUCAUCUUUCUUUGUUUUUAUAUAUAAACAUUACUAAGAGUAUGUCAUGGAGAAAAAUAAAAUCAUAUUAGCUUUAUUUUUAAGGUAAUUCGGAGUGCGAGGAGAUUGGAGAAUCCUGAUCCAUGAGUUUCCCAGUUGUUUGGAUAUUAUAUCAUAUAUAGAUAGACUCGGUAAUGUAAAUGCAAAAGAGUUUUACAUUAGAUUGUUGACGCAUAUGAAAUACAUUCAUAUAUAGCAUAAGAAGCGUCCUCACCUAUUGACAUUUAUCAGUCUAUUUUUCAUCUCUACUUGUUUUUAGCAUAAUCAUUAUGAACAGGAUGCUCAUUUUAACAUGUUAAAAUGAUGCGCA